AUGGAGAAAAAGGGAUGCAGCUCGUUGGAGGCAGAAGUGAGGAAAGGGCCAUGGACAAUGGAGGAGGACUUGAUACUCAUCAACUACAUAGCCAACCAUGGCGAAGGUGUCUGGAACUCCCUUGCUAAAGCCGCUGGGCUGAAGAGGACGGGGAAGAGUUGCAGGCUGAGGUGGCUCAACUACUUGCGGCCGGACGUGAGGCGAGGGAAUAUCACCCCUGAAGAACAGAUCUUGAUCAUGGAGCUUCAUUCCAAGUGGGGGAACAGGUGGUCGAAGAUAGCGAAGCAUCUGCCAGGAAGGACGGACAACGAGAUCAAGAACUACUGGCGUACGAGGAUUCAGAAGCACCUCAAGCAGGCCGAUCAGCGGUUUCCGGCGGGUCAGCAGCAGCCGGGAAUCGGGUCGGACCACCCCCAUUGCAUGAACAUGGGCAGCUCGAGCCAAGUCUCUGCUGACACCAUGGAGAUGGAUUACUCGCCGCCUGCUUACCACCACCACCCUCUUGAGGCCUUCCCGGCCGGAGUGGGUGCCACCAUGACCAUGGCCGUUGGCGGGUCGAGCAGUUCCACGGCGAACAUGCCGCCACCGCCGCCGCCUGAGUCGGCUGAAGGAGGGUACUGGAGCAUGGAGGAGCUUUGGUCCAUGCAGCUGCUCAAUGGAGAAUGA
Molecule: messenger RNA, 666 nt
Organism: Linum trigynum
Lineage: Eukaryota; Viridiplantae; Streptophyta; Magnoliopsida; Malpighiales; Linaceae
Source: the annotation of a GenBank genome assembly